AGAAACUAAGCUACAAUUUCUUUGCAUCAUUAUGUUCAAAUGGAUAUCAAAGGAUCAACCAAACGGCAAUUAUAUUGUUUUUGAAUCAUACACGUUAAAAGAUGAGAAAUCUAUGCCUAAACUGUUUAUAUUUAAUUUUUAAAAAAAUACCGAACAUCGAAACUGUGGUGCCAUUUAGAAGUCUCGCAACUAAGGAGAAAUAACGAGACUUGCAAAAAUGGCAGCUGGUUGUUGUGGAGUAAAAAAACAAAAAUUGAACAAUUCUUUGCCCUCUACCUGCUGUAAUGGGGCGAUUCAUCCAGGUAAUGGAUUCCGGAACGAUUUAACCAUCCGUCCUGAGAUGGUUGGUUUCUGUUUUGACGUUAUAUACUGUCAUUUGAACGGAUACGAGCUGCCUAAGCAACCGAACUUCACGAACGAGGCUUUUCCGCUUUUCGUUACGUGGAAAAUUGGCAGGGACAGACGACUCAGGGGUUGUAUGGGGACAUUUUCCCCCAUGCAUUUACACAGUGGUCUUAAAGAAUAUGCUAUAACAAGCGCAACAAAAGAUAGUAGAUUUAGUCCUAUAGGUAGAGAUGAGAUUCAACGUCUCCAUUGCUCAGUUUCAAUCCUCACUAAGUUUGAAGAAGCGGAGGACUUUAUGGAUUGGGAGGUAGGCACCCAUGGUAUACGAAUAGAAUUUCUUAAUGAGAAAGGUCACAAGAAAACUGCUACAUACCUGCCUGAAGUUGCCCCUGAACAAGACUGGGAUAGAAUACAAACAAUUGAUUCACUUUUACGUAAAGGGGGUUACAAAGCCCCCAUAACGCAAGAAGUGAGAAAAUCCAUCCGUCUAACUAGAUAUCGUAGCGAAAAAAUAACUAUAAGCUACGUGGACCACUGCAAUAGUAAACAAAAUGGCCACUCGAGCCAUAUGAAUGGACACGUGUGAUGAGGAUUUGUACAGUCUUUGGGAAAUGGCGACUUUUUCAAUUGGAUCUGUUGUCAAUAUUUUAAGAAUUCUGUUGAGUAAAAUAUCUGGGGUUUUUACUCACUAGGUUUGAGUAAGAUAAUUUUUCUUCUUUUGUUAGAGCAGGUAUUUUAUUUUUUUGAUGGUAUAAAUGUUUAGAUUUUUGAAUUAUGCCAAGAAUUGUUGUAACUUGUGCCAUGAAGGUAAUUUUUUUUGAUUAUCGACUGAUCAAAGUUUGCGUUUUGAUACUAAAUGCUACUGUCACUUUUUCAAAUUUUGUAAAUUUAACUGAUUUUCUGUUCAUGAUUACCGAUGAACAAAACAAAAAAAAAGAGUAAAGCAAAGUCAUUUUAUUUACAUAUUAAGAAGCUGCAAGAAUUCAGAUUCAAUCUUGAUUUAAAUGUGAAGAAUUUGGUUUGUUUUUUUAAUACUUGGCUAUACACACCCAAUAUAAUUGGGCACCGUUUCGGCAUAAAAAAAAAUUGGCGCUGUUCAAGCACUGUUUCGGCACCGUUCUGGCACCAAAACCUUUCGACACCAAAAUUUGGCACCGGACAAGUCAGUCCAUUUGGUGCCGAAACAUCACCGAAAUUUGGCACCAAAACGGUGUCGAAAAUCAGAUUGCAUUUUGGGGGUGUAG
This is a messenger RNA of Owenia fusiformis, 1589 nucleotides long. Lineage: Eukaryota; Metazoa; Annelida; Polychaeta; Sabellida; Oweniidae. The record is from the annotation of a GenBank genome assembly.